AUGAUAUCGGACGUGACGGAUGGUGUCGGGUGUGGCAUUGGUGCACUUCUUGAGAGUUGGCGAUUGCUCUCACUCUACUUCGAGGAUGUGGAUCUUCGACUGAAGCGUCUGGUGCGAGUUGGUAAGAGCUCGCUGCUCACAUCUAUUGUGGCUUGCCUCAUUAUUACCAAGAACACGCUGCGUGAUUUGUUUUCAACUAUUGCUGUGAACCAAGUGAGCAACAACACGCCACUGAUACGCUUCACAAGACUACAAAACCAGCGCCUGGUUGUGCGCGGCUCUGUGCGGUUCGACUGGGACGACAGUUGCAAUCGAGUGGUACGACUGGAGACCAAGCUAUAA
Molecule: messenger RNA, 342 nt
Organism: Phytophthora nicotianae INRA-310
Lineage: Eukaryota; Oomycota; Peronosporomycetes; Peronosporales; Peronosporaceae
Exons: 1
Coding region: 1-342 (113 amino acids)
Source: RefSeq, a predicted model, not a curated record